This is a messenger RNA of Cynara cardunculus var. scolymus (artichoke), 464 nucleotides long. RefSeq names its product mitochondrial import receptor subunit TOM7-1-like. Gene Ontology annotation, cellular component: mitochondrial outer membrane translocase complex. The record is from RefSeq and is a predicted model, not a curated record. The coding region runs from base 25 to 243 and encodes 72 amino acids. NCBI's taxonomy places the organism in Eukaryota, Viridiplantae, Streptophyta, Magnoliopsida, Asterales, Asteraceae. Gene Ontology annotation, biological process: protein import into mitochondrial matrix. The transcript is spliced from 2 exons.
GAUCAAGAUUCAGGAAGAACAACCAUGUCGUCGAAGGUGGUUCUGAAGGCAAAAGGCAAAUCAACCAAAGGAUCGAAGCCAUCCGAUGAUAAUUCAACAUCCAAGCUCUUGAAAGAAUGGAGCACAUGGACCAUCAAGAAGGCUAAAGUCAUCACUCACUAUGGAUUCAUACCGUUGAUCAUCAUCAUCGGCAUGAACUCCGACCCUAAACCCUCCAUCUCUCAGCUUCUCAGCCCCGUUUGAUCGGUUACACGCAAUAUGCAAAGGAAAUGUUGCAUGUGAGGAAUUCCUUGUUCGUGAACGUGAGAAAUAAGUUGCGUAGUUGAUCGCUUGGUGUCAUUUUGGUGUAAGCAUUCUACAUGAUUUAGUGGAUUCUCUAUGAGCCUUGAAAAGAAGGCCAAAUAGUAAAACCAUAUCCCUCGUUUGGUAUGUAGUAAUUACACAAUAGUAAUGUACUAUUCCAA